Molecule: messenger RNA, 351 nt
Organism: Necator americanus (New World hookworm)
Lineage: Eukaryota; Metazoa; Nematoda; Chromadorea; Rhabditida; Ancylostomatidae
Exons: 3
Coding region: 1-351 (116 amino acids)
Source: RefSeq, a predicted model, not a curated record
AUGCCUACAGAAGGGGGUGCGACGGGUCCACCGGCGUCAGAUUGGUCCACAGGCGCCAGAUACCUAAAGAAGGGAGUGCGACGGGUCCACCCGCGCCAGACUCUUAUAGAAGCGGGUGCGACGGGUCCAAUGGCGUUGAAUUGUUAUCCUCAUUUCAAUAGUUUUCAGCCCAACGACAAGUGGAUCAUCUGGAUAAAGGCCGCUGCAAAAGAUGGAAGGAAGGUCACUUAUGCGUUAACCGGAGAGCUCUCGAGAAUUGACGAAUUUGAUAGAGUGGCGUUCGAUGGUCAUACGGAACUGAAAAAUGCUAGAACUUUCAAGUCCUACGAAUUGGCAUCUAACCUUUGCUAA